UUUUUGUUCCUUUUUUGUAGUGAAUUAAGCAUAACAUUGUCCUUCAAUUCCAUGGAGUCAGUUUAAAAAAUUGUUAUCUUUUCAUCCAUUUAAAAUGUUCGAAAGGAAAAAGUCCACCUUAGUCCACCUGGAGGCCAAUAUACAUCUCAGUUAUGUAGUCAUGAUCAAAUUUUGUGGCUUCUUCUGUUCCCAUUACACUGGAAAAUUGUCUAUAUCACCAAAUACUAUAGAAAGAUUUCUUGAAUUGUUCCCAAAUUCUAUAUUUUAAUGCUCUUUAAACUGGCACUUUUUUUGAAGAAGACUGUGAAAUAACACUAAGAAGUAGACCUGUGAAAUAACAGAUAUGUACAGUCAGAGUGCAAGUUCUAGUGGAGACAGACACAGAAUUAGAUCAUUAUAAUAUACGGUGUCUAAAUAAUUUUAAGAACAAAAAUUGUCCCAAUACUUAAGCCUUCGUAUAUUUAUUUUAUAAUACCAAAGCAUAAAGAUGAAAAGUCAUAUGUUUAAAUUGAAUUAACUUUUAAAUAAUUUAAUGCAUUUUAAACAAAAUAUUUGGUACUUUUAUUGUAUGGCUUAUGUAGAUUAUCACACUCCCUUUAUGAGUUCAAAGGAGGAGGCAAGGGUAUUGGCUCACAUGGCUCACAUGAAUGCAUUGGACUGAAUAGGCCUCUUUUAGUCUUCUCUAACCACCUGGAAUUACACUGUCCUUGUAAGAUCCCUAAGCUGAGCUGGCUCUGAGUUUCAGUUUCGGGGGGAAUAUCUAACUUCUUCUGUGGUAAUAGAAUAUGCCUAAAGUUCAUAAGUGAUCUUGUCUUUUGUGUGUUACUCAUAAAAUUUGUAUCAAAGAAUGUUAGACUCAGAAAAGAAUGAUAUCAAAGCUCCUCAUUAUUAUAAGAAAGGAAAUGGAGGGAGGAAUCAUUAAGCAACUUGCCGGGGCUAUCCAAACUGUGUGAUUACAGCCUAAUUCAAAAUAAGGAAAACAAGUUCGUGGUAUUCAUUAGUGACUUCUUUAAGAUAAAUACCAGCAAUGUUAUGCAGCAGCAAACAUCAGUAGGGUAGUAUAUGGGAAAUCAUCUUAUUCACAGAAUUCUUCACCUCUCUCUUUACCUGUAACUUGAAGACACUACCCCCAUAUUUUGUUCCCUGUAUAAACCAACAGCUGCUAGAUCCUUAAAAACAGCCGUAAAAAAUAAAGGUAGAUAACAGAAUCUGUCACCAUUUUUCAUUCAGACAGAUCUCAGUAGGUUAAUACCCUGUAACGUGAUCACCAGCUCAGUUAAUCCUUGGAGUCCCAUCGCAGUUCAUUCCCUGCUCUUGACUCCAUCAGGACCAUGUGCCAUGUUUAAUUAUACAUGCCAGCAAAACGUAACAGGCAUAUGUUUGGUUUUUCCUCUCAUCUGUCCAGCUUCCCUUUCCUCUACCUUUUAGGGUGAAAAAUCUCAGCUGUACUUAAAUUACCUGCUGACGUCUAUUGCUUUAAAAAUGACCUCCAGGAAAAUCACAAUAGUGAGUUGUGCCUGUAUAAGUAAGGGGUCUGUGAUUUUGCACUAAAGUCAGUUCUAAACUUAGAUUCUGACAAAACUAAAACAUGAACUAGCUGCCAGUUUACCCUAAUGCAUACAUAAUAUUUAUUUCUGAGGAUGAAGAAAAAAGGCAAACUAGUCACUGUCUGCUACUCAGCAUUCUGGCUGCAAUAUUCUGUCUGCAGCCCUUAUCAAAGGGCAAUUUCACAUUUGAUUGAUUUGGAGAUUAUUUAACUAGGGUUUCAUAUUUUAAAGACAGAGCUCAUUUCUAUUCUAUUUCAACCAAGAAAAGCACUUUGUUUUUACCUUCUAUAUCAUACAAAUAGUUAAAUACUUCCGGCUGCAGCAAGUUUCCACUUUAAAAAUAGAAAAUGCUAGGGCAUGCCUGGCCCAUCCCCCACACCGCAUCUACCAGCCUCUGGCUCUCAGUAUUUCCGAACAGAGUUCAAUGUCGAAGGCAUUCUCCAGUCAGCACUCAGGAACCUUUAUGAAAGUCUGAAGGGAAGAAAAAAGUAGGUAGAAAUCCAGACGGUAAUAUUUCUUCUGACUAGAGCACUUGCAUCUUAAGACAUCUGCUUGUCACAGACAAAACAUCAACCAAACUAUGUCCGCAGAUACUGCUCAUGAAGGCAACUGCAUUAAGCAGCAUCUCAUGAAAAGAAGGCUAGACAGUAUAGAGGAAUGUUCUUCCAAACGCAAAGCUAGCUGGGGUAUUCUGACCAGUCAAGGUUCCUGGGCAGAUCGAUCACCACUACAUGAAGCUGCAAGUCAAGGUCGCCUCCUUGCUCUGAGAACAUUAUUAUCACAGGGUUAUAAUGUAAAUGCAGUAACCAUCGACCAUGUCACCCCCUUGCAUGAAGCCUGCCUGGGAGAUCAUGUGGCCUGUGCCAGAACUCUUCUGGAAGCUGGAGCUAAUGUCAAUGCAAUCACGAUAGAUGGUGUGACUCCAUUAUUCAAUGCAUGCUCUCAAGGCAGUGCAAGCUGUACUGAACUCCUUUUGGAAUAUGGUGCCAAAGCCCAGCUGGAGUCCUGCCUUCCAUCUCCCACACAUGAGGCUGCUAGUAAAGGUCAUCAUGAAUGUCUCGACAUAUUGAUAUCCUGGGGCAUAGACGUUGACCAAGACAUUCCUCAUUUGGGCACUCCUCUUUAUGCAGCUUGUAUGUCACAGCAAUUUCAUUGCAUCUGGAAACUUCUUUAUGCUGGAGCUGAUGUUCAGAAAGGCAAAUAUUGGGAUACUCCCCUACAUGCUGCUGCUCAACAAUGCAGUACAGAAACUGUAAACUUGCUGCUAGAAUUUGGAGCAGAUGUUAAUGCCAAGAACACAGAGUUUCUGCGACCUAUAGAUUUAGCUACAUCUAACAGUGCAGUGGAAAGAAUAUUGCUUCAACAUGAAGCUACUCCCAGCUCUCUUUGCCAACUUUGCCGACUCUGUAUCCGAAACUACAUAGGAAGAUCAAGGUUUCAUCUUAUCCCACAGCUCCAGCUGCCAACAUUACUGCAGAAUUUCUUACAAUAUCGAUAAAGCAGUAAAAUAGCUCUACAUUCUUGGAAAAAUCAAAAAUUUCUACUUCAUUUGCGUAAUGAAUAUUUCAUAUUAAAGUGUGCGAAAGAUAGGGCAGAAAUGAGUAUGAGACCACCCAGGCAAGCAGUAGAAUAUCAAUUUUCACUUUAAGUGUACUAGUUAAUACUAAUUUUAUGAAUUUUUAUGUAUUUGGAUUAUAUGUUUAAAAUAUCUAUAUGUUAUAGCUAUUCCAAUAUAUCCUCUUGUU
This is a messenger RNA of Castor canadensis (American beaver), 3292 nucleotides long. The record is from RefSeq and is a predicted model, not a curated record. Lineage: Eukaryota; Metazoa; Chordata; Mammalia; Rodentia; Castoridae.